AUGACUGCGAUCAAGGAUGGAUUGUUGUUCUAUAACAAACAUGCAAAUUAUCAUACCGGGAAUACUCCUCUGGUGUUGAUAUGGAAGGAUGAGAGGUGUAGUCAAGUUGUCACUGAUACAGACAACAAUGGACAAGUUUUAAACCAACAUAUUGUGUUGGAGUUGCAAGAUGAUGGGAAAAUUGUAACAUCAGAUGAUCCACCCGUAGUAUGUUCCAAGAUAUAA
This is a messenger RNA of Eruca vesicaria subsp. sativa (arugula), 225 nucleotides long. The record is from the annotation of a GenBank genome assembly. Lineage: Eukaryota; Viridiplantae; Streptophyta; Magnoliopsida; Brassicales; Brassicaceae.